GUACACAGUUUCCCUUCCCCAGUGUCCUAAGCGAGGCCCCUCCGACGGGACUGGUUCCCGCUUAGGAGGGGGCCCGCCGGGCUCUGCAGCGGGCACUCAUGAACAUCAAGGCCCCAACAAAGCUGGCCGUGGGCAGAGUGAGGUUCUUCGGUCAACACCGCGGGGAGGUCAACUGCUCUGCCUUCUCCCCUGAUGGCCAGACCCUGCUCACAGCCUCAGAUGAUGGUUGUGUAUAUGUAUGGGAGACGAAGAGCAGGCGCCUGCUGCGGAGAAUGGCAGCCCACAGAGGUGGGACUCAGCCACCUGGAGCCUGUCUCGGCCCAGUGAAGUUCUGUCGCUUCUCCCCUGAUGGCCGCCUCAUUGCCAGCUCCUCCAGUGACCGCACUAUUCGCCUUUGGGAUGUGGCAAGAUUCAAGUGUCUACAUGUGCUGAAAGGUCACCAGCGGAGCGUGGAGACAGUCAGUUUUAGCCCUGACUCAAAGCAGCUGGCAUCAGGUGGCUGGGACAGGAGGGUCAUUCUCUGGGAGGUGCAGUCUGGCCACAAUGUGCGCCUCUUGGUUGGGCAUCGUGAUUCCGUCCAGAGCAGUGACUUCUCCCCCAAUGCAGACUCUCUGGCCACUGGUUCCUGGGACUCGACUGUGCACAUCUGGGACCUGCGGGGGGCGACCCCAGCUGCCUCCUAUCAAGAGUUGGAGGGCCACACUGGCAACAUCAGCUGCUUGUGCUACUCAGCGUCUGGGCUCUUGGCAUCUGGCUCCUGGGACAAGACCAUCCGCAUCUGGAAGCCCACCACCAGCAGCCUGCUUUUCCAGCUCAAGGGCCAUGCCACGUGGGUGAAGAGCCUAGCCUUUUCUCCUGAUGAGCUGAGGCUGGCCAGUGCUGGUUACUCACGCACAGUCAAAGUCUGGGACUGCAACACAGGAGAAUGCCUAGAGACCCUAAAGGUAAGGUGGUCCUACAGUGCUGGCCAGGACCAGUGCAGAGGCCCUGCAGAGGCCCAGGCCUGGCAGGACCCACCAACCCUGGCGCUGUGCUACUGACAGGGCCUGCUGGAUGUGGCCCACGCCUGUGUUUUCACUCCCGACGGCAAGCUUUUGGUGUCAGGGGCUGCUGAUGUGACAAGAUGACACCUCUACCACUCCAUGUAACUUACCACAGGCAUAAAGUAAGAUAUGGCUGCAUGCAGGGACUGCCCUAUCCUGUAACCAGGGCUCACCCACUGUAGGUAAGUGGUCACCUGGGCCACCUCACCCCACUGGCCCCAGGUGGCCAGGGCGAAACAAGAAGCAGAAAGUCA
Peromyscus maniculatus bairdii (prairie deer mouse) is the source of this 1297-nucleotide messenger RNA. NCBI's taxonomy places the organism in Eukaryota, Metazoa, Chordata, Mammalia, Rodentia, Cricetidae. The record is from RefSeq and is a predicted model, not a curated record.